This is a messenger RNA of Ochotona princeps (American pika), 2126 nucleotides long. It is a transcript of the gene SLC47A2, whose product is annotated as solute carrier family 47 member 2. Lineage: Eukaryota; Metazoa; Chordata; Mammalia; Lagomorpha; Ochotonidae. Gene Ontology annotation, molecular function: xenobiotic transmembrane transporter activity; antiporter activity. Gene Ontology annotation, cellular component: membrane. The record is from RefSeq and is a predicted model, not a curated record. Gene Ontology annotation, biological process: xenobiotic detoxification by transmembrane export across the plasma membrane. The transcript is spliced from 17 exons. The coding region runs from base 4 to 1701 and encodes 565 amino acids.
GGAAUGGACAGCCGGCAGGAUGCGCUCUGCCCGGACCAAGGGCACCGCUGGCAUGACCUGCGCAGGCUGCUCCCCAGGGGCUUUUGGGACGAAGCGCGGACGCUCUUUGUUCUUUCUGGACCCCUGUUCUUGUUCCAGGCACUUAACUUCAUGACCUACAUCGUGGGCACUGUGUUCUGCGGGCACCUGGGCAAAGUGGAGCUGGCAUCUGUGACCCUGGGUGUGGCAUUUGUCAACGUCUGUGGAGUCUCUGUAGGAUUUGGCUUGUCCUCGGCCUGUGACACCCUGAUGUCCCAGAGCUUCGGCAGCCCCAACAAGAAGCACGUGGGCGUCGUCCUGCAGCGGGCCACACUCAUCCUGCUGCUCUGCUGCCUGCCCUGCUGGGCCCUCUUCCUCAACACGCAGCCCCUCCUGCUGCUCUUCAGGCAGGACCCGGCUGUGUCCAGGUUAACCCAGGAGUACGUGCUGCUCUUCAUCCCGGGCCUCCCGGUGAUUUUUCUUUACAAUCUGCUGGCGAAGUAUUUGCAAAAUCAGGGAAUCGUGUGGCCCCAAGUCCUCAGCGGUGUGGUGGGCAACUGCGUCAAUGGCGUCACCAACUAUGCGCUGGUUUCCGUGCUGGGUCUGGGGGUCAGGGGCGCCGCCUACGCCAACACCGUGUCACAGUUCGUGCAGGCCGCCUUCCUCUUCUUCCACAUCCUGCUGAAGAAGCUGCACCUGGAGACUUGGGGAGGCUGGUCCAGUCAGUGCCUGCAGGACUGGGGCCCUUUCUUCUCGCUGGGGGUGCCCAGCUUGCUUAUGAUGUGUGUGGAAUGGUGGGCCUAUGAGAUCGGCAGCUUCCUCAUGGGCCUACUCAGUGUAGUGGACCUCUCUGCCCAGGCUAUCAUCUACGAGGUGGCCACAGUGACCUACAUGAUCCCCAUGGGGCUGAGCAUGGCCGUCUGUGUCCACGUGGGGACGGCACUGGGAGCUGCGGACACCAUGCAGGCCCGGCGCUCCGCCCUCUCGGGCGUGCUCUGCACAGUUGGCAUAGCCCUGGUGGUGGGCACCCUGUUGGGCAUCCUGAAAGAUGAGCUGGGGUACAUUUUUACCAGUGAUGAAGAGGUCAUCGCCGUGGUGAACCAGGUCUUGCCGAUCUACGUCAUCUUCCACAUCAUUGAGGCUAUCUGUUGCGUGUCCGGCGGGAUCCUGCGGGGCACGGGGAGGCAGGCCUUCGGGGCCAUCGUGAACGCCAUCAUGUACUACAUCGUCGGCCUCCCCCUGGGCAUCGUGCUGGCCUUCGUGCAGGGCAUGAGGAUCAUGGGCCUCUGGCUGGGCAUGCUGACCUGUGCCUGCCUGGCAGCCGCCGCCUUCAUUGUCUACACUGUCCGGCUGGACUGGAAGCUGGCGGCAGAGGAGGCGCAGAAGCACACUGGGCUGCAGCAGCAGGGAGCAGAGGGCGCAGCCCCCCGCCCAGGGCCUGACAGGGCAGCUGUCUCUUCAGUGGCCACGGGCAGCAACCCCGGCAUCACCUUGACGAAGUACUCCCGGCCCGAGUGUCCCACAUUCUCCCCGAACUCACAGGCAGCCCACGUGGCACCUGCACCUGCCAGUCCCCUGUCCCUGAGACAAGUGGUCAUCCGGCGUGGGGCCACCCUGGGGGCGGCGUCAGCCCUGCUGGGGGUGGGGCUUCUGGUCAGGGCACUGACCACCCCCAGCUAUUAACCAGCAUGCGAGGCCGCACCCUGGCAGCAGGAGUGGGCAGACAGGUACACAGCCUGGGGCAGGGGGAUCCCGGCACCACCUACGCCUCAAAGCCAGGCAUGUCCCUGGGCUUCCUGGUACCUCUGGAGGGAUCUGAACUGGCAGACUGACCACCGUGCUGUGCCCAAGCGGGUCAUUUCUUCUCUGACCUGGGGCGCUCCUCCAAUGCCAGCCAGAGGAAUGAGACUCCUGGGACUGCCAUGUGUAUCCAGGACGUAAAUGGACCAAGAGGGAAAUUACAAAAUGAAAACCAGAGCCACCGUGACAUUAAAAAGCACUGAUUUCUCAGCUGCGGCCUGUGGCCCACAUCUAUUCGUGAAUUUUCUGUGAGACUCCUGAGGAGGGGCCCCGGCCCUGUCCAGGCAACCCCUGUGGGCGCAGGUGCA